Caenorhabditis sp. 36 PRJEB53466 is the source of this 6668-nucleotide messenger RNA. The record is from the annotation of a GenBank genome assembly. NCBI's taxonomy places the organism in Eukaryota, Metazoa, Nematoda, Chromadorea, Rhabditida, Rhabditidae.
AUGAAUUCCUCGCGCCGCCCUCAACAUGCUCAUUUUGUGGUGCCGACAAACAAAAAGUUGGCUCGUCCUUGGCUCGUUGCCCAUCCAAUCAUCCUCUUCCAGAAAUCAAGAAGCGAGAAGCCGCCCGUGAAAAUGUGGAGCCCGAAGCAGCAAUCUUUGGUGAGUUGUCUCGCUUAUUACUCAUUCGCUCGGCUGUGUUUUCAUCUCACUCCCCAAUUACCGCCCACUACUUGUCUCCCUUUCAAUUUUUAUUAUUUUUUUUGGUUUCUGUCUAGUAUCAUCCUACUGACAGUGCAUUUCCAUCCGUCUGGGCUCAUUCGGAACGCUGUUUCAAGGAGGUCUUCUGGUGGGAAACGCAUCCGAAUUCAAUUAGUUCGCUUAACAGAGGUCGGAUUAGCGCGGAGCCGCCGAGCAAUGAAUGAGGUCCCCUGCGCCCCUUAAAGCUCCCCGCCGCUUGUACUUUUCCAUGCCCUUCAGCGUUUGUCUUCACAUGCUGAUUAUGAGUGACUAACAACCGAAUUCUGCGUGUUUCCAGAAGAAUUCGACGCACGACGACGACCCGAAGGAUUUAAGAAAGAGGAUUCACGUCCAGUUUCGCAGCUUCAAGUGAGUCAUUCCAUCCAAAUAUUCCCACAACUGAUUGGCAUUGCAUCUUCCGAAGCAUUCCCUUCCAGCCCUGUUCCCAUCUGAUAAUCGACUGUUUCCUACCUUUGUUUUGGUGUCGGCUCCCUCGAGUAUUUCCUUUUUUUUAUAUAUUCCAAUCUGUGCCCCGCCCGUCCCAACUGCCAAUUAUUUCCUCCUCUCGAGCCUUUCUUCCUUCAACAUGCUCCUCCUCGCAUUUUCAGAACAUAUUCAAAUCGAAUCAACCGUGUAACUCGCUUCAUCGACUCCUUUGUUUUGAGGUCCCCUUUGGCAAGUAGUCCGUCCAUUGCUUCUCGAAACCUUUUUGUUUCUUUUUGACAUGGGACUGGCGGCACUGCUUUAUUUUCCGUAUUUAAUAUGUCUGCCAGUAAUUGAUGACUCUUUUUUCGCCCUUUUCCUGUCCAAAUUAGUUUCAUUCGCGUCCUUGCACCCUUGCAACCCCUGUUUUCUUUUUCUUAUAUGCCCCAUUCCAGCCACCACAACCAGACGUAAUCAAAAUGAGCGGUUUGGCAGGGGAGUCAAGAGGGAUCAAAUUGUACUAUUCUUGAGAUUUCGAAGCAUUUUCAACAUUCUCAGCAAAAAGGACGCAAUGUUUUCUAGUCUCUCGCGCCCUGCCCAUCGAAGAUAGUCAUCUGUGCUCAGAGCUCUUUCGAGCCCAUUGGCUAUUCAAUUCAUUUCUUUUUAUGACGUAGCAGCAAGAGAGGUAGCAUUUAGAACGGAUUAUGAGUGCUUUUAUAGCCACAGAAACAUUGGCCAAUGCGUCUAGUUCUUGAGAAUGGGAGGCAUGCUGGAAUUUUUAAUCAGAAAGAAUGUGAGUUGGCCCCUUUUUCCCUCUAAAUUCCUAUAAACAAGUCACAGAAUAUCUAUUCAGUUGUUUAGAAACUCACUGACUUCCUGUUCUCGGUCUUUGGUGAGCAACUGAAACUUUGCAAAGUCCAUGCUCCAAUCACUCUAUUCAAUUACCCCCUAAUCUCUUAACCCCCUUCUUCUAAUUGGUUUCCUCCGCUCGUUUCCCAUUUUCGUCAUAAACAGUCAAUCGGGCGAGUAACCCGAUCACAGGUACUUUUGGCCGCUUGAAUUAUUAAUAUCCUCCAGCAUCCAUCGUAUCAUUUUCUUCCUUCCCGCGCAUCCCACACAUCCUGUGGAGGUGUGAAACGGAUGUGUUUUCAGCACUUUGCAGGGUAUUUUUAUCGCUUCCGAUCAGUAUAAAACACUCAUCAGAAUCCGGUGUGCUUGUCCUCUGAGUCCUUCCUUUCAUUCGAAUCGUUCCAGUUCCAUUCGCAACAUACUUCAGUCUCUGAUUUACUGAACAUUGGUAUCCAAUGCAAAACACGCUAUCGUUUUAAUUAUUUACCACUUCAAAAUCGUGUGCCGUCGGUCGGGGGACGAAAUCCGAGGAGGAGCAGAGUACGGAGAGACGGGAAGAGAAGACGUCCCAACUUUUCCCCUCCAGUCACGUCAUCGCACUCUGAAACUCAUUGGGAGUCCAGAAUAAUUGAAGAUUUGUCAGGAAUAUGUUACUUGAGUAGUCACCUACCUGCCGACGAGUUUUGUUUGGCCUCGGCCCGCAAUACAGACAAACUUUUGGCCGCCAUGCAUUCGAAAGUGUCUGUCUUGCUCCUUCCAUUCACCGAGCUCCGUACUCUUCUUUCUCUUCGAAAGAUCAUAUUCUCGUUGUGCAUUCUGUGCUCGCUUCGCCGGCUUCUUUUUUCCUGCUUCUGAAUCACUCGCUCUCCAAACCCCUAGUUAUCAGCGAGUCUAUCAUUAAUCGUCGGUUUCUUUCUCUUCGAAAACCGCCCCUCGUCACUUUCUGAAUAAUUCAGAAUCAUCGCGAAAUACCUGCUUUCCCUACCCUCCCAAUUCAUUCGUUUCGUUUACAGAAUGGACGAGCUCUCGACUUCUCCCUACCAAUUCCGUCGUACUCAAUCGUGCCGCGUCACUAAUAAAGGUAAGCUUUCAAACAGAAAAACGCAUGGGAAUCGAAAGGAGAAAUGUUAGAAAUCGGUGAGAAAACAUUGGAAAGUUCAUGGAACAGAAGAACAGAGACAAAUCGAGUUGGAGGGGGGCUAGUUGAAUAUCCGUGAAAGAGAAAUCGAGAAUGAUGCUUUGUGAGCCACUGCAAACAUCUAUCGAAUCGAAUAAGUCAAAAAGGCGGAAAAUGUUCUAUUACUUUGUCGCUCUUUCUUAUAUUAAUAAUAUCCGAAGCCCCGAGAAACCUUUCACUUUUCGCCCGAGCCGACGAUCCACUCAAUCACUUUUCACUGUUAUUUUGCGGUUGUUUUCACCAUCCAUAUCAAUUUUUCGUAAAAAAACGGUGGUGGAAAAUUGCAAAUUGCAAAUACAAACACUACAUAGUUGAGGGGACUGACUGUACAAUGUCCGGGAGCUCAGUCAAUUCAGUUAGACUACACAGAACUCACGGGAAGUGCACCGAAUCUAGAAUUACCCAAAGUUUCAAUAAAUGGAUUUUCAAACGGAUAUCCGAUGUCGUCAACUGAAUUGAAAUGAAACGUAACCCAGCUCAAACAGCUCAGUUCGGGUGGAUCUUCGGCCCGUCCGUCGUAUCCAUUUCGCUCCGUUAGGUAUAAAAUCACACGGAUUUGGAGUAUCUAAUCAUCCCCCCCCCGUCCAAUUGUCCGCGGUUUUCGUGAAUUCCCCCAUUUUGGCAUGGCCUAUAUUUCGGUGCGCGUUUACAUACUUUCGUCUGUUCUCCAUUUUUCAUUUUGUCGCAUUAGAUUUGCAUGGCCUCCCGUUUCGAAGGCCCUCCUGUCCGAGUUCAUUUGUCAGUCGACUGGCCCCGGCUCCCUUCUCUGAAUUUCUAAUGUUUGAACACUUUUGAGUUGAAAUUCGAACUCGGCCCGACGCUCAAUUACUCAUUGAAGCGGUGGGCUCCCGAGACGAAACGGACCGCUCCUCGAAUUUCAGAAACUAGUCCAGAGUCUGGACUCCAGACCGCGACUUUUCACGCCGAUCAAGUUGCAAAUCGUGGAUUUCCGUCUUCUUUAAAGGCGGAAGGGUUUGCACGUCAUCGGAAAUGAACUCUUCUUCCGUUUCUUCUUCCCGUAAAUAGGAUUACAAGUAAUUUGAAUGAUCAUUCGAAGGCGCUUCAGUCGCACAUUGUUCCAUCUUUAUAGUAGCAUCUCAAAAAUAAUUCUGGUAAUGUCGCUCUACCGCAAUACCACGUGAAAACCGAGCCGCGGCCUUUCCUGAAUUCCCGCGAUUUCCAGCAUUCUACAUCUGCAAUUCCUGUGAAUGAGCCGUACUACGAGUAAUUUUCCUAUUAUUACAUUUCUCGUUACAACCCUGGACGGUUAAAGUUCAUUGAGAAUUCUCGAAGAGCUCGCUGCUCCAUUGUCAUGUUUCGUUAUCCGUCGCCGUUCUUUCCCGGCUCCUUUUCUUCUCUUUCUCCUUCUUCAUCUUCUUCGUCUUCAUCACCUUUCUCAGCGGAGCGAAUGAGUAAUUAGUUUGCUUUUUGCGACCACUUUUUCGUGCUCCUUCCACCAAACCGUGCCUUUCUCUCUUCCGCUCACCCCGAAAAGUUGUUGCUCCUUUGAUUAGGAACUUCAUCGAAAACAUAUUCGAAUGCAUCUCCGUCGGGAAUAAUAUCUGCUCCCUUUGAGUUGGAAACAAGACUGACUGAAACAUGAGACGAAUGGCCAAAUAUGACCGGUCCUAUUCGAUGCAAGACGGUAGGUGGUGGCUCAAAAUGUUCUUUGAGUUGGUCGUUCCCCCCACAAAUGUGCUCUUUUCAGGUCCAAAUGGUCUGUCGCGUCGGGGCACUCAACGUGGCUGCAGUCGGUCCAAAUCGACGAGAAGAGGUGAGCGGCGACACGUCAUGAAACCUGCGAGAAGGACAAAGAUUGUGGCCCCGCGCUUUCUCGCUCGCAAAAACGUCUUUACUGAUUAAUUAGCAUGCGAAAACAUGGGGACGGAAGGAAAUGGACCGACUCCACCGCAGUUUCCGGCCCCUUUGUGGCGACGCUUCUUGAUCAAUCGGACUCAUUCGGAUACAGUUUGGCUCCUUCCUCUUCUACUUCUUCCUCAUUUAAAUCCGUUUUUUCGCUCACUUUCACAGGUGUUCCAUUUCUCGCGAAUGCUUCGCCGUCAACUUGUGCCACAAAUGGAGAAUGAGACUAAUUUAUUCGAGGCUCCUCCUUUCUACUUUUCUUCUUCUUCUUCUUCUUCUUUCAUUGCUUUCCCGACUUCUUCGUGUCGUCUUCAUUUGUCUUCUCGGAUGAGAAGCAGUAAGAAAAACGAAGGGGACGAGGAUGGAAAGGAAAUAAAUUUGUAUAAUGCGCAUUUAUUAAGUCAUCGCAUCCGUGCCACUCGGCCGAUGUCCCAUGUAACUCUAGAAGAACAGGAAGUUUCAUUACAGUCCCACUUCCGAAAAUAGCUCCUCCUUGAGUGCUCCGGGCACUUUUGCGGGAUGCUAUCCGAUUAGUCCUUCUCCAUCCGCCGGAAAAUCCUACUUUUCCAUCUUUGAGCACAUCCGCUACCUGUCCGUUUUCCGUUUUUCUUUAUUCAAUUGUCUCCUCCUCCAGAUGUAAACUCGAUUUGUCCGUCCGUUUGGGACCAUCCUCUCAAUUCGAUCAUAUUCGUCUUCCGAAUCGAAUUUCCCGUUCUUUUCGGCGCGCUCACUCUUCCGAGUGCCUUGUUUAUCCAAUGACCCUCUAGUGGCACAUGCCCCAUCCAUCCUGCAAAACUUGAAUUUUUUUUGGGUCUCACUCUAGUUUUCCCGUUUCCUUUGUCACGCGCAUCCAACAAUUCAUUAUUGUGGCGUUCGCUCGACAGGCACUGCCACGUCAUUCAUUCUGGCUCAGUUCGGAACCAUGACUUCUUUAUUGUCGUCGUCCCCUCGUUCUCCAUUUGUACAUCCAAACGUUUGCAGAAUGUAUUCUCGAAAAUCCAGUGCUGGAAAUAUUCGAUUAAAUAGUUCAUACGGUAAUCUAGAGUGGUCCGCCGCGCUGAAAUUCAAACCUAACUGCAGAAUUCUAACAUUCUAUUUGUGAUCCUUUCAGGAAAUCUGGGCACUAUCGCUUCACUCACAUUCAGCCAGAAACAGGCGCUCACUCUAUCGUGGCGUCUUCUGAAACCACAAGCGUCUGCCUGCUUCAGAAAGAUCUUUCUGGAGCUGGAGAUCGCUUCGCCGAAAGUGAAACAGAUAUUCUACAAGGCGGCUCUGGUUGACGCCUUCAAUAAAGACGAAGAAAACAGUGCGACGAUGGAGGUGCACAUCAAACUGAUCAGCAAGUAAGACCACCAUCUUCUGACGAUCAUCAGCGUCUCCGGUUCCAGAUUCUUCGAUGAAAUGCUCGCUACUCUUGACGAUGAGAACGAAUUCGUCAGAAAGAUUCGGGAGAUCGGUUCCGCUCACGCCAUCCUCGCCAAAGGAAGCAACUUCUCGUCGGACAUCUGGGAGCGACUUGGCGAAAUUGCAAUGGAACGCGUGUGCUCUCAUGAAGUGAUCACGGUAAGUCACGAAUUAGAUUAGAUCGGCAUGGAUUCCAAUUGACUGCCUCCCUCAGAAGACUCGCGAAGCUUCCCGUGCGUGGCGCACUCUCAUCGCCAUUAUGAUCGACGAGCUGCGCGGAGGAUUCGAAGGCGAACUGCGGCAGCACAGGUGAGCUCGGAAGAAGAAACGGAAAAUGAGGAAACGUUUAGAAGUCAGAGCCAGAAGCGAAUGAUGUUUAGCAGGAGGUUUACAGUAAUUUCCAUUUGUUCGUUGCACUUUGAUUUGUGUGCACACAUUUGACCGCUCACAGAGAAAUUGGAUAUCUGAGCUAGAAAUAGAUGAUGACUCGAUUAAGUUGACAGAGAAAGAGAGAGGACGUAGCACUGUUCAUCUGAUUCAUUCUGAUUUUCUCUAACACUCUAUUCCAACUUUAACUUGAAAAAACAAAACUAAUUGCAGAAAAAGCUCGUCGACGGAUCAAAUCGAAGUGAACAAAGUGGAGGACGAGGAGGAGCUGCACGCGAAACUUCAACAGCUCCGAAUGGACUACAACCAGACCCUUCCGUACUCUUAA